AUGGCAAGUGGCGUAAUAUCAGAUGAGCAUAUGUUAGAAGUUGUGAGAUUCCCUUUGACUAAAUUGAGAGUUUCUGAAAGUAUUGAAUAUAAUCAGGAUCUCGAAGGAUUUUUAUCACGUCAAGAAUUUUUUGAAAAAAUUCAAAUAUUUAAUUCAAUCUCCCUCAAAUUAUCAAUAAAUAGAAUGAUCGUACAAAUACCUCUUGUAUUCGUCAUAACAACAUUUGUAUUAAGUGUUGUGGCGGUGAAAACUUUAGGUCCUUUCGCUGAUGAACAACGAAUUAUCAUAGGGAUCGUGAUAGUUAUAUUUUUAAUAUCGGUUAUGUUUAUAUUUUUCAUUAUUCAUCAGAAAAGAAAACACAUCAAUUCUCUAUCAAAAUUAAUACGAGAAUUCAAUAAAGAAGAUAAUAAGCGUAAUGUUAAUUGGAAAUUGUAUAAAGAAUUGCAAAGCCGAUUCCCCCCUGCAUAUCAAGUAGAGAGUGCUCACGUCGUUGUUCAUGAUAAUAUAAACGCUGUGCGUAACAUAGAAGAUUCUCCACCAUACGAAGAAUUUUCAUCAUUUCCUAGUUGCAGUCGUUCUAACGCUAUUUCAUUACCUCCUCCUAUUCUAACUGCACGUAGAAUUGAUCGCCUGAAUGAACUGAAGCAAAUUCUUUUAUCUGAACACCCAAAAUUAAAAAUUUAUACUCGUCAGUUGGACGUACGCGAUAAAUCUACAGUUGAUCAAUUGGUUUCAAGUUUACCUAGUGAUCUAAAGGAUAUUGAUGUUUUGGUUAAUAAUGCUGGACUAGUUAAAGGAAUGGAUAAAAUUGGGGAUGUCUCUUCCGAUGAUAUUGACACUAUGAUUGAUACAAAUGUUAAAGGAUUAUUAUAUGUAACUCAGGCUGUACUUCCGAGAAUGAAGGAGCGUCAAAAAGGCCAUAUAAUUAAUAUUGGUUCCAUAUCAGGAAAACAAGUUUAUGCUAAUGCUGGUGUAUAUUGCGCAUCAAAACAUGCUGUCAACGCAAUUUCAAGGACAUUGCUUUAUGAAUUGGUGGAUACGCCCAUCAGGAUCACAGAGAUAAAUCCUGGCAUGGUAGAAACAGAAUUCUCUAUCGUUAGAUUCGGUGGAGAUAAAUCGAGAGCUGACAAGGUUUAUGAAGGCGUGACACCAUUGACUGGUGAAGAUAUUGCCGAAACUGUGGUAUUUGUAGCAUCUAGACCCGACCAUGUUAACAUUUCAGAUGUCACUAUGUAUCCUGUUAAUCAGGCAUCCGUUCACACUGUGCAUAGACCAAAUGCUAAAAAAUAA
Messenger RNA from Dentiscutata heterogama, 1290 nucleotides. The record is from the annotation of a GenBank genome assembly. NCBI's taxonomy places the organism in Eukaryota, Fungi, Glomeromycota, Glomeromycetes, Diversisporales, Gigasporaceae.